This is a messenger RNA of Erigeron canadensis, 789 nucleotides long. Its product is annotated as pathogen-related protein-like. The record is from RefSeq and is a predicted model, not a curated record. The transcript is spliced from 4 exons. Bases 1 to 702 code for a protein of 233 amino acids. Lineage: Eukaryota; Viridiplantae; Streptophyta; Magnoliopsida; Asterales; Asteraceae.
AUGGAUCAAUACAAAGGCUCAGAUGUAGACAAGUACAGAUGUUUCAUGAGUGGAGAAGGUGAAAAGAACACCAUAUGGAUGGAGGGUGCACCCCCUAACUAUGAUGCAGUCAACAAACUCUUUGAAGAAGGGAAAACCAAGAUAUGGCCUCCGGGUUCAUUGGGAGAGCAAGUUCAGAAUCUUGUGAAAACGUGGGAAAUGGAGCUAGUCCACAAACCAAAUGGCAAAGAUAUGAAAAGUACUGAUGCUGAAAAAUUAUUUGAGAGUAUUUUUAUUAAUGGCAGAAAAGCAGAAGGUGGGGCUUACAAUAUGUUUCUUCAAACAUCAUUACCAGAGAAGGUACGAGUAUAUGAUCCUACAAAGGAAAGUUCUGAAUCGGCUCAUAAAAUCUUCGUUGAUACUUUUCCAAAGGGUUUUGCAAUGGAGGUUCUUGAGGUUUACUCUGGUCCUCCAGUGAUUGCUUAUAAGUUUAGGCAUUGGGGUUACAUGGAAGGUUCAUUUAAGGGCCACUUACCUACCAAAGAAAUUGCAGAAAUGAUCGGUGUCUCCAUAUUUAAGUUGAAUGAAGAGUUCAAGAUCGUGUCGGCGGAGUUCUUCUAUGACAGGGGAGAGCUGCUUGCAGGUUUGAUCAAGAAUGGGAGUACUACCAUCCCCGGUGAUACUAACACUGAUUUGAGCUCAUCAAAGUGCCCCUUUUCUUGAAGGGAAAAUUUAGAUGUUUUUGCAGGGUUGGAAUAAACAAAUCUUUGUUUUCUUUUUGAGUGGUUCUGUUUUCUUUAUGAGAGAAAU